Laetiporus sulphureus 93-53 is the source of this 1233-nucleotide messenger RNA. RefSeq lists its product as uncharacterized. Bases 1 to 1233 code for a protein of 410 amino acids. The transcript has 3 exons. The record is from RefSeq and is a predicted model, not a curated record. NCBI's taxonomy places the organism in Eukaryota, Fungi, Basidiomycota, Agaricomycetes, Polyporales, Laetiporaceae.
AUGGAGGACGCGGAAUCUGAUGAACAGACGUGGGUGUUCGUUCUGCCCAAUCUAGAAGAAGCGCCCCCCGCGUACGAUACCCUCGAAAACGCCAGGCCACACGCACGGGUGGUAGAGGGAAAGGAUGCGUAUCAAUCGAAAGCGGCCGCAGCGACGCUUUCCAUUCAGAAAUUCCUGCCAUACAAGAGAAGCGCAGGUGCGAGCUGGUUCGACUUUGGCCGCGCUCGUCGUGCACGGGAGUUGCAAGAGAUCGUGCUCGAAUGUCUUCGGGACAUGCUCAACGAUCCAGAGAUGGACGGCUUCACAACUUCCAUUCUCGAUAAAUGUUCUGUGGCGUGCCGUCAUCAAGGACUUUCCCUGUCUUCCAUCCUACAACAACCUUUGAUCACCGACCAUUCCGCGAUAUACUGGGCAGUAGUCAUCCUCAAACGACCACAGUCUGCCGAAGCCGUCGCGGCUAGCAAAGAGCUUUUUGACGCGUUUUUGAAACUCGCCGACCCGCUCACCGAGCAGGCACGCUCGGAGAUGCGCCUAGCAUGCCUACAUAGCGCCAAUGAUCUGCUUUUCCAGCAGCUGCGCCAUAUGCCGAGAUUCGCACCUCUACCAGACACAGAUAGAUUAUUGCUGGGGACAUCCGUCACCUCGGAUGAGAUAACUAUAGACAGCCUUGCAUCCAGCCACGAUGAUUGCGGCUUUGUUGCGUCGUUUCGCAUACCAAUGUUUCAAAAGCGUAUGCAAAUCUGCAAGAACAUCAACUUGGAGUUCAUCGCCCGAGGGCGCAUGUGGUCUGUACAGUUCGUUGUCGCUGAUCCGUCGAUCGCAUUUACGGAAGACGUUGCGUUCCCCGGCACCUGGGUCGUAGCUAUAACGCUGCUCAGCCGCAGUCCACCUACCUAUGUCGAUUCGCGACUUAUCAUCAGCAGGCGUAUGGAUAUGCAGCAGUCCGUACUGCUCGGACACGCAGGAGCACGAAUGAAGACUGCCAUGACAGUGCGCUUGAAGACUUCCGGUAACUUGCAGCUGACAUCUAUCGAUGAUGAGUCCCGAGAGACGGCAGACUACAUCGUCGCGCCCUUGAAGGAGAUCUUGAAGCAUAGUGAUAACUCGUUUUUUGACUCCGAAGGGGCUCUUCGAGCUCGACUAGAGAUGCGGCUCCGCCGCCCUACGAAGACUGGAGCCUAUAUGGACACGAUUCGAUCCCAGCUCAGCCGCUCUCGUAGUACUGGCGCGUGA